Messenger RNA from Camellia sinensis, 1518 nucleotides. NCBI's taxonomy places the organism in Eukaryota, Viridiplantae, Streptophyta, Magnoliopsida, Ericales, Theaceae. The record is from RefSeq and is a predicted model, not a curated record.
CGUGAUCCUAAACCAAUCCAAUCCGUAUUAAAAUAGAUUGGUUCAGAUUGGUUUCACGACUUAAACGGAUUGGAUUGGUUCCAAUUUUUCAAAAUCCGUAAAUAACAGAUUGGUCCUAGUUUUACUCCAAUCCGAACCAUGCUCACCCCUAAUAAAUUUAGGUAAUUUGGUUAAUUUAAAUUAGACUUAACCAGAUAACAUUGAGUUACAAAUUGAGUUUGAGUAGACUUGAGCACCUCUCAAUACAACUGAGGCUUGGUGUGAACAACCUUUCAAUCAAUUUGAAUCCGUCCAAGUUGCAACUCUCAAUACAACUGAGGCUUGGUGUGAACAACCUUUCAAUCAAUUUGAAUCCGUCCAAGUUGCAUCCUAGACAAACCUCCCAACAAAACUAAAUAAAAUUUAAAAAUAAUAAACAAUAAAAUGGUAGCAGUAUUUGAUACAAUGGGUGUUGGUGCAAACAUGGAAUCGCAUCCCAGGCAAACACGUAGUGACGUGGCGUGAUAGUAUUGGGUAUCUGACGCCACAUUACAUGGUGUUACCGUUAUUGAGCAUUCGAUUAUCGCGCGUUUCGCAAAUUUUAGUUUUCCCUCGUUGUCCUUGGCAUUUAUUAUACAAAAACCUCUUCACAUUUAAUCAAACAAUUUAAUUAAUCUCUCUCUUCCCCAAACAUCCUUGAUUUCUCCGUUAAUUUUUGUUUUCAGAAAACGUUUCCAAAAACUAGACCUCAUUAUCGGAUCUUCCUCAACGUUUUGCUUCUCAAAAUUAAAAACCAAAAAACAAAACAAAAAAAAACUGCUUUUUGAAAACACAUUUGGCAAAAAUGAGCACAAUGGAGCUUCUCAACAUCGAGCCUGUCGAGCUCAAAUUCCCCUUUGAACUCAAGAAACAGAUCUCUUGUUCUCUUCAAUUGUCUAAUAAGACCGAAAGUCAUGUCGCGUUUAAGGUGAAGACAACGAAUCCAAAGAAGUAUUGUGUUCGUCCAAAUACCGGAAUUGUUUUGCCUCGUUCAACAUGCGAUGUUAUAGUUACCAUGCAAGCGCAAAAGGAGGCUCCUCCUGACAUGCAAUGCAAGGACAAAUUUCUCCUUCAAAGCAUAGUUGCGAGUCCAGAUGCAACCCCGAAGGACAUUACCGCAGAAAUGUUCGUUAAGGCAGAAGGACGUGUUGUUGAGGAGUGCAAAUUGAGAGUGAUUUAUGUUUCUCCACCCCAACCACCGUCACCAGUUGCAGAGGGUUCGGAAGAAGGUGCUUCACCGAAAGCACCACUGUUGGACAACGGGAAUUCCAAUGCUUCUGAGGUUACACGAGCAUUUGUUGAAGCUAAUGACAAAUCUUCAGAGGUGAAAUCCCAGCCCCCCUCUCAUAUAUAAACUUUUUAAUGCAAAUUUUUAUUUUUUAUGGUAACAUCAGUGUCAUCUGGGAGUAUUUAAUAUCAUAUGGAAGUCUAAGUUAGAUUUAUAUUUUUUUAGUAUGAACAUCGGUAAGAGCUAUUGCUAGAUCAUCCUUUAAUGUCAGA